Ipomoea triloba (trilobed morning glory) is the source of this 2916-nucleotide messenger RNA. Its product is annotated as exocyst complex component EXO84B-like. The record is from RefSeq and is a predicted model, not a curated record. Gene Ontology annotation, biological process: exocytosis; intracellular protein localization; Golgi to plasma membrane transport. The coding region runs from base 315 to 2606 and encodes 763 amino acids. Gene Ontology annotation, cellular component: exocyst. Lineage: Eukaryota; Viridiplantae; Streptophyta; Magnoliopsida; Solanales; Convolvulaceae. The transcript has 7 exons.
CAGCAGCGUCUCCAACUGCACCCCACCACCAUUGCUUAGCUGGGUUGGCCAACCCAACAAACCCACUCUCUCUCUCUAUCUGUAUAUUUGUUCAAUCUAAACCCGCCAACUAACGCGCCAUCUUCGGGAUCGUCUACUUUUCUUCUUCUCCUGCUCCAAUCAUUAAUGGCUACAAUUCCUCUCUCACCUCCGCAGCCUCCUCUCGCGCCGCAGAUCUAACUCAUUCGAUUGCAGCAUUCUGUCGUCGUCAAUCGCGCAUUUCAGCCCUAGUACUUCGCCGCAUUAGCAAAUCAGUUGCGAGUGAUUUGGCGUUCAUGGCUACCACCUUGAAGUCUUCUCGGUCAAGGUCACACGCGUCGGGGAUGCCGGCAAAAGGGAGCGCUAGGGAUGCUGGAACCAACCUCGAGGAGAAUCUCAACAUCUUCAAAUCCGAUAGUUUCGACGCCGAUGUUUAUGUGCAGUCCAAAUGUCACUCAUUGAAUGAAAAGGAGAUUAGGCAAUUAUGUUCGAAUCUUAUGGAUCUGAAAAAAGCCUCUGCUGAGGAGAUGCGCAGAAGUGUCUAUGCUAACUAUACUGCUUUCAUCCGGACAUCAAAAGAAAUUUCGGAUUUGGAGGGUGAACUUUCAUCAAUUAGAAAUUUGUUAUCCACUCAGGCCACUUUAGUCCAUAAUUUAGCUGAAGGUGUUCAUAUUGAUUCUUUGUCUGAUUCUCUUCCUGAUUCUGCCACCAAUAGCAGUUCCAAUGAUGAAAUAAGUGAACCUUCAGAUAUAGAGAACUGGUUAACUGAGUUUCCUGAUCACCUCGAUGUUUUAUUAGCUGAGAGAAGAGUAGAUGAAGCCUUGUCCAGCCUUGAUGAAGGAGAACACAUAGCUUCUGAAGCUAAAGAAAAUAAAACACUAAGUCCUGCCCUGCUUUUAAUGCUACAAAAUUCCAUUACUGAAUCUAGGCAAAGGUUAGCUGAUCAGCUUGCUGAUAUUGCUUGCCAACCAUCUACUCGUGGUGCUGAGCUUCGUGCUGCUAUUUCAGCUCUUAAGAAGCUUGGUGAUGGUCCUCGUGCUCAUAGUUUAUUACUUAAUGCACAUUCUCAGAGAUACCAGUACAAUAUGCAAAGUUUUCGUCCAUCAAGCACAUCAUAUGGAGGAGCAUAUACUGCAGCACUCUCACAGCUGGUAUUCUCUGCUAUUGCUCAAGCAGCCACUGAUUCAUUGGCUAUUUUUGGAAAUGAGCCAUCUUAUACAUCCGAGCUCGUAAUGUGGGCUACUAAGCAUGCAGAGGGUUUUGCUCUUCUUGUUAAAAGACAUGCACUAACUUCAUCUGCAGCUGCUGGAGGCUUGAGGGCUGCUGCAGAGUGUGUCCAAAUAGCUUUAGGACACUGUCAAUUGUUGGAAGCUCGUGGUCUUGCACUUUGCCCAGUGCUUCUGAAGCUGUUUAGACCUAGUGUUGAACAAGCACUGGACGCUAAUAUAAAACGUAUUGAAGAGAGCACUGCUGCUUUAGCAGCAGCUGAUGAUUGGGAACUUAAUUAUCCUCCAACUUCCAUACGUCAAUCUUCUGCAUAUCAGUAUAAACUUUCAAUCAGUGCUCAUCGGUUCAAUUUAAUGGUUCAGGAUUUCUUUGAGGACGUGGGACCCUUGCUAAGUAUGCAGUUGGGUGGAAAAGCUUUGGAAGGUUUGUUUCAGGUCUUCAACUCUUAUGUUAAUACACUAAUAAAAGCAUUACCUGGUUCUUUGGAAGAGGAGGUGAGCAUUGAAGGUUCAGGGAAUAAAAUUGUCCGAAUGGCUGAGACUGAAGCUCAGCAAAUUGCUUUACUUGCAAAUGCAUCAUUACUAGCAGAUGAGCUAUUACCACGUGCUGCCAUGAAGCUUUCCUUCAAUCAGGGUAAUCACAAGGAUGAGUCUCAACGAAGAUCUGAUAGGCAAACCCGACAUCCUGAGCAAAGAGAAUGGAAAAAGCGUCUUGUUAGUACUGUUGACAGAUUAAAAGAUAGCUUUUGUCAACAACAUGCACUGGAUCUUAUUUUUACUGAGGAAGGAGACAGCCAUCUUACUGCGGAUAUGUAUAUAAACAUGGAUGGUAAUGCAGAUGAGAUGGAAUGGUUCCCUUCUCAUAUAUUCCAGGAACUCUAUGUAAAACUCAACAGGAUAGCAGCCAUAGCUGCAGAUAUGUUUGUGGGCCGGGAAAGGUUUGCAACAUUGUUGUUGAUGAGGCUCACUGAAACUGUCAUCUUAUGGCUUUCACAAGACCAGAGUUUUUGGGAUGAUAUUGAGGAAGGACCAACGCCUUUAGGUCCUCUUGGUCUUCAGCAGUUCUAUAUGGAUAUGACAUUUGUCAGAUGCUUUGCUUCACAAGGCCGCUACUUAUCUAGGAAUUUGCUCCGUGUUGUCAAUGAUAUCAUAUCUAAAGCAAUGUCUGCAUUUUCUACAACUGGGAUGGAUCCAUACAGUGUGCUUCCAGAGGACGAGUGGUUCACCGAGGUGUGCCAGGAUGCAAUGGAUAAGCUGAGUGGAAAGCCUAAAGCUGCAAAUGGGGAACGGGAUUUGAACAGCCCGACUGCUUCUGUCUCAGCUCAAUCAGUAUCUUCUGUGAGAUCCCACGGGAGUUAUUGAGGAUUAUAAUAAUGUUUACACCGUUGUAAAGUAAAUGUGGAACUCAUUUUCAUCAUCUUUAGAUUAGCCUUUUCUUGUCUCCAUAAUAGAGAACUCAUACCUUCACAUCAGCUUUCUUCUUCUUUUUUUUUUUCACCUUAAAAGUGAGAGGCAUUAAAGAGUUUUUAAUUUUUUUUCUUUCGAAGAAAAUGUGUUCCCAGUAUUUGGGGGCAUUUGAAUUGGAAAAAAAUUAUUUGUAGAUUUUGUACUCAAGUGUAAUGAGAUUAAGAAUGUGUUUCAAAUGUUAAAUACUCCCUCCGUUUCCGCCUCA